AUACACAUAUCCCAUAAUGACGUAAGCAAUAUCACUUUCCAUCCAUACACGAAGCCCAGUUCAUGAGUCAGCCGCUGGUAAUUUCAGUAAACUGGUUAUAUGGCUGUGAUGAUGAUUCGUUUUGAUACGUCUCAUCUUGGCACCUGUGGCCUUUCUCUCACUAAGAGGUGUCACAUUCGCUGUAGUUCAUAUGAAUGUCACCACUUGUUGAGUAGUUUUCCAUAUGUUCUAUGUGUGUUGGCUUGAACCACUUGAGUCAUGGAAACUCUGUCAGCCUCUCAGAUGUAUGGUCAGACUCCAUGUAACAUAUGAAGAUAUACAAGUAGAGGGGUGAGCCUCCGUCAGCCGUCAUCCGGAUGAGUAAGAUGACGAAGCUUCUGAGGAGACAGGCGGAGAGGGCGUGGGGAGGUCUCAGACAUGAUGAGGGAGGGAGGGAGGGUUGGGUGGGGGUCGGAGGUGGAUAAAGAGAGGGAGGGAGUGUGGCUCCCCCUCUCUGAGGAGUUCUGGGAAUCUUAAUGAGUGACCGGCGAGCUGGGGAUCCAGACCGUUAACAGCUGCUGUCCAGUGUUGAGGGUGCUGAGAGAGUCCAGUUCUCCUGUUGCUGUCAUGGGCUUCAGGGCGGUGCUGCUGUCGUUCCUGUUGGCAUCUCUGAGCUGCUCCAGAGGAGCCGUCAUCACCGGGGCCUGUGAGCGAGACGUGCAGUGUGGUUUUGGUCUCUGCUGUGCCGUCAGUCUGUGGCUGAGGGGCCUGAGGAUGUGCGUCCCGAGAGGCAUGGAAGGGGACGAAUGCCACCCGUUUAGCCACAAGGUGCCGUAUCCCGGGAAGAGGCAGCACCACACCUGUCCCUGUCUCCCUCACCUGGUGUGCAGCAGGUACAGCGAGACCAAGUACAGAUGUACGGACGACUUCAAGAGCCUGGACUUUUAACAGACGCCUAAACAUUCA
Sebastes umbrosus (honeycomb rockfish) is the source of this 945-nucleotide messenger RNA. It is a transcript of the gene prok1, whose product is annotated as prokineticin 1. The record is from RefSeq and is a predicted model, not a curated record. The transcript has 3 exons. Lineage: Eukaryota; Metazoa; Chordata; Actinopteri; Perciformes; Sebastidae. Bases 607 to 927 code for a protein of 106 amino acids.